Messenger RNA from Tetrahymena thermophila SB210, 1863 nucleotides. Its product is annotated as kinase domain protein. The transcript has 17 exons. Gene Ontology annotation, biological process: nucleocytoplasmic transport; activation of GTPase activity. Lineage: Eukaryota; Ciliophora; Oligohymenophorea; Hymenostomatida; Tetrahymenidae. Gene Ontology annotation, cellular component: perinuclear region of cytoplasm; cytosol; nucleus. The record is from RefSeq and is a predicted model, not a curated record. Gene Ontology annotation, molecular function: GTPase activator activity; small GTPase binding.
AUGAUCAGCUAAUAAAACUCAGGUCCAAAUAGAUUUAAUUUAGUAUAUGAUUAUAUUGAUGAAAGAGACUUAUCGUUGUUAGAACCAGUUGUUAAAUGUAUUCCUACUCUUAGCUCUUUUGAACUUAGAUUUCACAAUUAUAGUAGGAUCGGAAAAAAAGGAACCUAAAAAAUAUCUGAAGCAUUAUCUAUCUCUCAAAAAAUGAAUUCAUUUAAAUUAUAUCUUAACAAGCUUAGAAUUGGAAAUGAAGCAAUUGUGAAUCUCUCAUAAGGAAUAUCGAACUGUUUGAAUUUAUAAUCUAUUGUUUUAAAUCUACAUGAUAACAUGAUGAAUUGCUUGAGUUUUUAAAAAUUAUGCGAAUAAAUAGCUAAAUGCGAGCAAUUAAAAGCUUUAGAUCUAGAUGUUAGCUAAAACUACAUUUUGAGUAAUGAAUAAAGUUCAUAAGCUUUAUAAAUAAUCUUUACUAUGAUUCCAAAUUUAAAAUUUCUCAGCCUUAACUUGAGCAACAAUUAAUUAGAAACAAAUAAUAAAACACCUUGCUUGUUUAUUUAUUUGUAUAAAUGUAUCAACUUAGAAUACCUAUGCUUAAAUUUAGAAAAAACUGGUAUAAUUUAAGAAGAAGUUUACUAAAUUGGGCAUUCAAUUUAAGAGAUAAAAAUAUUGAAAGAUAUUUAGUUAUAAUUUUAGAAGUAAUAUUGCUAUUAUAAUCCUAUAGCAUCAAGUGAGAUUAAUAAUUUGAUGAGUUCAAGUUUUUCUAAAGUAGCAGAUGGUAUUAAUAGUUACAGUUGUUACUUUGAUUAGUAAUGCACUCUCAGAAUGCAAAAAUCUUUCAUAGAUAUUUCUUUCUUUUGUAAUAGUUAGAGAGAAGGGAUGGUAAGAAAUUUUUCUAUCCCUUAAAAUAUCUUUGUAUUUUACUAAUAAGAGAAAUAAAGCUUUGAUUAAAACCCUACUAAUUAAUUAUCACCCCUCCCUCUUCUGUCUUUUUAUUUGAAAAAUUAGUUAAAAUUAUUUAUUUGUUAAAGUUAAAAUUAUAGAGAAGAUACUGAUUUAAGCGAGUUAAUAAAUACAAUAAAUAAAUUGGAGAAUCUGAUAAGCUUAGAACUACGCACCACGUAACCGAAACUUUAUGUCUUAAAACUUUAUUUAUUUUUAUAUAAUAAAUAUAAGAACUCAUUUUUCUUCCCUCUUGAACUUUGCUCAAAAAAUAAGAAUGUGUGGCAACUUAAAAAAGAUUAGUCUAUCGCUCUAGUUGUUCUAAUCUAAAAUUAUCGUUUCAAUGAUUAAAAAGUCAAAAUAUUUGGUUUGCCUUUCUCAAUUUUGAAUAAUGCAUAAGAAAAUAUUUCAAAGAUAUAUAUUCUACUAGUCUUGUUUUUAAGCUCUUCUCUUUAAUCUCAUGAAGACCUUUUAAUCCAUUUAAGAUCAAACAAAAUCGGCGAUACAGGUGCAUAAAAAUUAGGUAGUGCUUUAUAGAAAUGCACUAAACUAAAGCAUUUACAGCUUUUUCUUCAGUACAAUGAAAUUUCUAAAAUAGGUGCAUAAAUUUUAGGUGAAGGCCUUGCAACUUGCUCUUUUCUCACUAAAUUGAUUUUCUAUUUUUCAUAUAAUACAGUAGAAUCACAAGGUGCAAUCUCACUAGGUUAAUCUUUAGCUAAAUGUGCUAAUCUUAAAACUUUAACGUUUUGGAUUUAAUGUAAUGAAAUAGAUGGAUAGGGUGCAUUAGAUUUUGGUUCGGCUUUAGCAAAUUGUGCUAAUCUGUAAAUUUUAGUUUUAAAUAUCAAUGGCAAUAAUACUCAAAAAGAAGAUAGAAAAAAGUUAAUAUUUAAACUCAAAAAAAUGAAGAGACUUGUUAAGUUAUCUUUCUGA